This is a messenger RNA of Xenopus laevis (African clawed frog), 1795 nucleotides long. RefSeq names its product pyruvate dehydrogenase E1 alpha 1 subunit S homeolog (gene pdha1.S). Gene Ontology annotation, molecular function: pyruvate dehydrogenase (acetyl-transferring) activity; oxidoreductase activity, acting on the aldehyde or oxo group of donors, disulfide as acceptor. Gene Ontology annotation, biological process: pyruvate decarboxylation to acetyl-CoA. Gene Ontology annotation, cellular component: mitochondrial matrix; mitochondrion. The record is from RefSeq and is marked provisional. Lineage: Eukaryota; Metazoa; Chordata; Amphibia; Anura; Pipidae.
GUUUGAGGGCGUAGGUGUCAGUGGACUGUCAAAACUGUGUUAGAACAGUGAGGCCAUAGUAUUUGCUGAGCGGCUGUCCAUGCAGAAGAUGCUGUCUCUGCUGUCCCGUGUGCUGAAGGGCCCAGCCCAGAAGCCUGUCACUGGGGCUGCAAAUGAGGCUGUUCGUGUAAUGGUGGCGUCCCGUAACUAUGCAGAUUUUGCAUCAGAAGCUACGUUUGACAUUAAGAAAUGUGACAUUCAUCGUUUGGAAGAGGAACCUCCCACUCAGGCUGUUCUAACUCGAGAAGAGGGGCUCCAGUAUUACAGGACUAUGCAGACAAUCCGACGCAUGGAGCUGAAAUCAGAUCAACUGUACAAACAAAAGAUCAUCAGAGGAUUCUGCCACCUCUAUGAUGGGCAGGAAGCAUGCUGUGUGGGUCUGGAGUCUGGUAUCAAUCCCACGGAUCACUUAAUUACUGCCUAUCGAGCACAUGGCUAUACCUACACACGAGGAGUGUCUGUGAAGGAAAUUUUAGCUGAACUGACUGGAAGAAGAGGUGGAUGUGCCAAAGGAAAGGGAGGCUCCAUGCAUAUGUAUGCUAAGAACUUCUAUGGUGGGAAUGGAAUUGUGGGAGCUCAGGUUCCCCUUGGAGCGGGUGUUGCUCUGGCUUGUAAGUUUUUUGGAAAAAAUGAGAUCUGUUUGUCCUUGUACGGUGAUGGGGCUGCUAACCAGGGACAGAUAUUUGAAACCUACAAUAUGGCUGCCUUAUGGAAGCUGCCCUGUAUCUUUAUUUGUGAAAAUAACAGAUACGGCAUGGGGACCUCUGUGGAGAGAGCAGCAGCAAGCACAGACUAUUACAAACGAGGAGACUACAUCCCAGGUCUUCGAGUUGAUGGUAUGGAUGUUCUGUGUGUUCGAGAAGCCACUAAAUUUGCAGCUGAUCACUGCAGAUCUGGAAAGGGUCCAAUUUUAAUGGAGCUUCAGACUUACCGUUAUCAUGGACACAGCAUGAGCGAUCCUGGUGUAAAUUAUCGUACCAGAGAAGAAAUUCAGGAAGUAAGAAGUAAAAGUGAUCCGAUCACCCUUCUCAAGGACAGAAUGUUAAACAACAACCUGUCUAAUGUGGAGGAAUUAAAGGAAAUUGAUGUGGAAGUACGGAAAGAGAUUGAGGAAGCUGCUCAGUUUGCUACCACCGACCCUGAACCUCCACUAGAAGAAAUUGCCAAUCACAUUUAUCGCAAUGAUCCCACGUUUGAUGUCAGAGGAGCAAAUCUCUGGAUCAAAUACAAAUCCGCCAGCUAAAUCUCUUCAGUCCUCCUCUGGUCAAUGUUACCUGUUACUUUAAGGGCAUUUUAAUGGGUGCUGGGUUAUGUUUACUCCUCACUGCUGGGUUGAAGACGCACUGCAAUUCUUAAUGUCCCACCAGUAACAUCAUCCACUUUAGACUUUGUUUUAAUACAUAAGGACUUGGCAUGUGUUUGGAUAAGAAGAAAAUGCCUUAAUGUUUUCAGACCGAAAGCAGAUCUGCAUCCAUUUUAGUUCAGUGUAAUCAUUAGAGAGAACUCGUGCUUCAGGAGACCCCCUUUUCUUCCAUGGUUUUCCCUCUGAUUCUGGCUGGGCAAAGUUCUCUUAUAAUGUAAGUUAGAAGCUCUGCCUUCUUCAGAUGAAAUGUUAUAUAUUUAUAGGAUCCUGAACUUAAAGUCUUGCCAUUUAUACAUGUGCUGAAACAUUUAUUAUUCCGUUUCAUUAAAACUGACCUCAACACAAUGAUUGCUUUGUAUUUUUCUUAGCUCCUAAUAAACGUCAUCAGCAAUA